Telopea speciosissima is the source of this 1323-nucleotide messenger RNA. RefSeq names its product AP2/ERF and B3 domain-containing transcription factor At1g51120-like. Lineage: Eukaryota; Viridiplantae; Streptophyta; Magnoliopsida; Proteales; Proteaceae. The record is from RefSeq and is a predicted model, not a curated record. Gene Ontology annotation, biological process: regulation of DNA-templated transcription. The coding region runs from base 169 to 1323 and encodes 384 amino acids. The transcript has a single exon. Gene Ontology annotation, molecular function: DNA binding; DNA-binding transcription factor activity.
UUUCCAAAACGUCCUCCUUCCAUAUAUAAACAUUCCAUAUCGAUGUUUUACUAACAUCUCUAUCUUUUCUGAUUGUGAUUACCCAGAUUCUCUCCGGUAGCCGAUUUUCUGUCCUGUUCUUCCCUAGUUUUUUUUAUUUUUUCUUACCUUCCUCUCUCUCUCUCCUUUAUGUGUUCUCCGUUCGCCAAAAUUUGGCUUAGGAAUCCUAUGGAAGAACACGUGGCAAGAAUGAUUUCAGAAGCUAGAAUGAAUGCGAGCACAGAAGGUUCAGAAUCGAAUAGCUACAGUGAUCCAUCGUCUCACCCAAAGAAGCGUCUGAGGAUCGAUAAUACCACCACCUCUUUCAUGAGAUUCAAAGGGGUGGUGUUACAGCAAAACGGGCACUGGGGAGCACAAAUAUACGCCAAUCACCAGAGAAUCUGGCUUGGAACGUUCAAAUCAGAGAAAGAAGCAGCAAUGGCUUACGACAGUGCAGCAAUCAAACUCCGAAGUGGGGAUUCUCACCGUAAUUUUCCCUGGACCGACCUCACCGUUCAAGAGGUAAACUUCCAAGAUCAUCAUACGACAGAAUCGGUCUUGAACAUGAUCAAGGAUGGAUCAUACCAGUCCAAAUUUACAGAUUUCUUGAGAACCAGAUCUUUGAAGAUGGAGACUGACACCCGCCUCAACCUGGUGAGGGGAGGAUCUGCAGAAGGAGGAGGCAUCUUGUGUCAACAACUUUUUCAGAAGGAGCUGACACCAAGCGAUGUGGGCAAGCUAAACAGGCUUGUCAUCCCUAAGAAACAUGCAAUCAAAUACUUUCCUCAGGUUUCUGAAGUGAGCUCCGAGGAGGAAGAAGAAGGUAAUGGAGUGGAUGAUGUCCAGCUAGUUUUCUUCGACAGGCUGAUGAAGUCGUGGAAGUUCCGAUAUUGCUAUUGGAAGAGUAGCCAGAGCUUCGUGUUUACCAGGGGUUGGAAUCGGUUUGUCAAAGAGAAGGAACUCAAGGCAAAGGAUGUCAUCACCUUCUACAGGUGCGAAUACAGAGAAGCGCUCAAAGAGGAGCGGACUUUUUGCAUGAUUGAAGUAGGGUAUAAUCGGGGCGACAACAAGAAGGAUUUUGUUGAUGGGUUUCAUGGGCAGGUGAGUUUGAAGAUGGAGCUGCAACUCAGUUUAGGACAAAAUUUUGAAUGUGGUGGCUAUGAUCAGGAGAAGUUAUGGCAGGAAGAGAAAGUAGUGAUGGAAGUGCCACCACCAGCAUCAUUACCACAACCGCCACUGCCACCGCCACCGCCACCAAAGUCGGAUGCAAAGGGUGUUAGACUAUUUGGUGUACAAAUUUGUUGA